This is a messenger RNA of Setaria italica (foxtail millet), 1047 nucleotides long. Its product is annotated as salicylate carboxymethyltransferase. The record is from RefSeq and is a predicted model, not a curated record. Gene Ontology annotation, biological process: methylation. The transcript is spliced from 4 exons. NCBI's taxonomy places the organism in Eukaryota, Viridiplantae, Streptophyta, Magnoliopsida, Poales, Poaceae. Bases 1 to 1047 code for a protein of 348 amino acids. Gene Ontology annotation, molecular function: S-adenosylmethionine-dependent methyltransferase activity.
AUGCGGCGAGUAUACGGUACGACAACUGAGCAACAAAGAAUGAAAAGUUCCAUAGAGGAUGCCAUCACAGGGUUGCUUGGAACUGCAUCUACUGUCCCCAACAGCAUCCUGAUCGCAGACUUAGGCUGCUCAUAUGGUUCAAAUGCCCUUGCUCUUGUCUCGACUGCUGUCAACGCCGUCCUCUGCAACUGCAUGCAGCAUGAGCAGCCACUACCGGAGGUAUGUGUGCUCCUAAACGACCUACCAGGCAAUGACUUCAACAGUGUGGCAAAGAGCAUAGCUGAGUUCAAGCAAAGCUUUGAAUCUUUCCCUCCCAUCGUGAUCAAUUCUGGUAUGGUUCCUGGGUCAUUCCAUGCAAGGUUAUUCUCUAGGGAAUCCUUGCAUCUCAUCUGCUCGUCGACCAGUUUGCAUUGGCUAUCCGAGGCACCGGAAGACCUUGUGAAGAGAAGAAUACCGAUGUAUGACUGCGAUGACAAUCUGAGGCGAGCAAGGAGUGGUCUAGUGCUCGACGCGUACUCUAGACAGUUUAGAAAGGAUUUUACGCAGUUCUUAACUGUUAGAGGCAAAGAAUUGGUCCCUGGAGGCCGUAUGGUUAUCUCCUUAUUUGGCAGGUGCUCUGAUAACCCUGCAUCUAUGGCUACUCAUGCAUGGGAAAUCUUGGCCUCGUCUUUAAAUGACAUGGUGUCAAGGGGCGUGCUCAACAAAGAAAAGUUUGAAUCAUUUUACAUACCUAUGUAUGCUCCUUCUGACAAGGAAUUGAGGAUGAUCAUCCAAGACGAGAGCUCUUUUUUAAUCAACAACAUUGAAGUGCACAAACCUCUAAGUGGCAUCGGUGAAGUAGUAGUAACCCCAAAAAUGAUUGCAUUAGCAAUAAGGUCUGCACAUGAGGCCAUAAUAUUGGAGCAUUUUAAUUGCUCAGCCCACAUCAUGGAUGAGUUAGUGGAGACUCUAGUCGGGCAACUGAGUUCUGGUGGACUUAAUCGUAUGGUUUCUGAGAUGCCACUUGUUUUCCUGUGUGCGUCACUCACAAGGAAGGCCUCAUUAUGA